Molecule: messenger RNA, 882 nt
Organism: Salvia splendens (bonfire salvia)
Lineage: Eukaryota; Viridiplantae; Streptophyta; Magnoliopsida; Lamiales; Lamiaceae
Product: RING-H2 finger protein ATL29
Exons: 1
Source: RefSeq, a predicted model, not a curated record
CGAAUCGUAAAUCCCAUCUCCACCGGGGCAAUGGCAACAGGCGUGGCCGAACCCUUGCCGCCGUCGACGUCCAACGCACCGACCUACUCUUACCCUCCUGUCAUCAUCAUCCUGACCAUCGUCCUCCUGAUCUUCUUCUUCGCGGGAUUCUUCUCCAUCUACUUCUGCCGCUGCUUCAUGCAGAACCUCCUGUGCACGUGGCACCUCCGCCGCAGCGCCACGGCGCCCCCGUCGGGCGGGGCCGCGGGGGGUGCGGCUGGCCCGGGGGGCGCCGGGCUGGACCCGUCGAUCGUGGAGUCGUUCCCGACGUUCACGUACUCGACGGUGAAGGACUACACGAAGGAGAGGUACGGCGUGGAGUGCGCCAUCUGCCUGGUGGAAUUCCGGAGCAGCGACGUCCUCCGCCUCCUCACCGCCUGCUGCCACGUCUUCCACCGCGAGUGCAUCGACCUCUGGCUCGAGUCCCACAAGACCUGCCCCGUCUGCCGCCGCGACCUCAACUCGCCGCUGCAGUCGCCGGUCAAGUCACCCAGGGUGUCGGUUAACGAGGAGGAGGGCGACGAGGGGGCCCGCCAGGACUUGGACAGCUGCAGCGUAACCAUCAAAGAGGAAGACGAGGAGCGGACGAAUAAGGUGACGGAGAGGGAGAAGUUCUCGAGAUCGCACUCGACGGGGCACUCGAUAAAGAGGAAUAGGGAAGGGGAGGAGAAGUAUACGCUGAUAUUGCCGGAGGAGGUGAAGUCGAGCAUCAUAAGUAGGCAUAAUUCGAGCAAGAGUUGGACGAGUUUCGGUGAUUUUAAACAUAACAAUAAUACUAACAGUGUAGCCGUAGCCGAGGCCGAGUCUUCUGGCCUGCCGGCUGGAUCAGACCACAUAGUAUAG